Messenger RNA from Drosophila grimshawi, 1475 nucleotides. Its product is annotated as retinol dehydrogenase 12. The transcript has 2 exons. Lineage: Eukaryota; Metazoa; Arthropoda; Insecta; Diptera; Drosophilidae. The record is from RefSeq and is a predicted model, not a curated record. Bases 226 to 1386 code for a protein of 386 amino acids.
AACACCAAAACCAAAAAACCAAAGAAGAAAAAAAAAAAGAAAAAAAGAAAAGUUGGCUCAUCGUCGUAUCGUAUUUGACAAGCACAACAAACUAUUUGAAGUGAUCCACACCCACACCCACACCCACAACCCCACCCCCUCCCCUCCGCCCACCCAGUCCAGCCACCAAUUAACGUUCACACACACAGAUAAGAGAGACAAAUAGGCAGAGGCAUAAGUGAAACUAUGUCGGAGGCUGUUACGCCCCCAAGGACGACAACGCCCCCAGUUAUCGAGGAGGAGAAGGCGCUGUGCUUUCGCGGGAUCUGGGCGUGGCUGGUGCUGGUGUUGCUGAUUGUGUUGUGCGUUGUGUGCAUCAUGUGGCUGCUGAGGAAGUGCAUCCAGGGACCGGCGUAUCGCAAGGCGAAUCGCAUCGAUGGCAAAGUGGUCAUCGUCACCGGCUGCAACACAGGCAUUGGCAAGGAAACGGUCCUCGAGCUGGCACGGCGUGGCGCCAAGAUCUAUAUGGCGUGCCGCGAUCCGAGCCGGUGCGAGGCGACCCGCAUCGAGAUCAUAGAUCGCACACAGAAUCAGCAGCUUUACAAUCGCAGCUUGGAUCUCGGCUCGCUGGAGUCGGUGCGCAACUUUGUGGCACGCUUCAAAACCGAGGAGACACGGCUCGAUCUGCUGAUCAACAAUGCGGGCAUCAUGGCCUGCCCCCGCUCCCUCACCUCCGACGGCUAUGAGCAGCAGCUGGGCGUCAAUCAUCUGGGUCACUUUCUGCUCACCAAUCUGCUGCUGGAUCGCCUCAAGCAGGCGACGCCCAGUCGCAUUGUCGUCGUCAGCUCGGCGGCAUAUCUCUUUGGGCGCAUCAAUCGCUCGGAUCUGAUGAGUGAGCGCAACUACAGCAAAUUCUUUGGCGCCUACGCCCAAUCCAAGCUGGCCAACAUACUGUUCACGCGCAAGCUAUCCAAUCUGCUCCACGGCACGGGGGUAACGGUCAACUGUUGUCAUCCGGGCGUGGUGCGCACCGAGCUGAAUCGCCACUUUGCCGGUCCCAAUUGGACAAAGAACACGCUGAAGGUCGGCUCGCUGUAUUUCUUCAAAACGCCACGUGCCGGCGCACAGACAUCACUGCGCCUGGCCCUCGAUCCCAAGCUGGAGUGCUCCUCGGGCGGUUACUAUUCCGAUUGCAUGCGUUUCCCACUGAUGCCCUGGGCGAGGAACAUGGACACCGCCGACUGGCUGUGGCGUGAGAGCGAGAAACUUGUCGGACUGCCGCCCAUUGAGCCAUCGCCACCCGGACAGAAUGCCCAGAAUGCUCCCAAUGGGAAUGGAACACCUGCUGCCCCCGAUAAGCACGACGAUGACGUGGAGACCGUUGUCGUCGAUCGUCCGUCCAGUUGAAGGGCUCCAGUCGGAAACCAGUUUCUAACCUGUUCUCAACUGUUUGCAAAUCAGAGAUACAAAUACAUAUCUAUAUACAAAUCAGUAAA